AAUGUCACUGUGUAGUCCAUACUUCAGAGCUCUCUUCACUUCAAAGAUCAACAAACACCCCCGUAGAGAGUUCAGAAUACCAGGAAUUGGAACGGAUAUGCUAUCACUCAUCAUAUACUAUGCUUAUACAGGUAAAACCGGAGUUACGGAGGAAAACGUGGCAAGUUUACUUCCAGCCGCGGACCAGUUCUGCGUCGACGGAAUGAUAGAAGAUUGCAGCCAUUUUUUAAUCGAGAGGAUGAACUACGAGAAUUGCAUCGGCAUCGGACAAUUUGCGAGAUGUUACUUCGUAUUUAGUCUGGAGACAACAGUAUAUUGGUACUUGAUGAGCCAUUUUGUAGAAGUAGUUCGGAAGAGUGAAGAUUUUUUGGAAUUGCCUCUGCAAGAUGUUAUAAAAUUGCUGAAUUCUGACAGAAUCAAUGUGCGCAGCGAAGAAACAGUUUGGGAAGCCGGCAUCCGUUGGAUCGAUCACAAGGUUGAUGAGAGGCGGCAAUACAUUGAUUCUAUAAUGAGAUGUGUCCGACUUGGUUUACUUGACACUCAGUACUUCAUUGAAAAAGUCAAGAAGCACCACUAUCUCGAGAACAACGAGAGCUGCGACGACAUAGUGAUUGAGACACAGGGAUUUCUGUAUGACGUGGCAACGAUAUCGCAGAAAGUGGCAGAAGUAGAGAUGCCGAUACUUGCCAUUCCACGAAUACCAUAUGCAGUCCUCUUCACAAUCGGAGGAUGGAGUGGGGGUCCAACAAAUGUUAUAGAGACGUAUGACGCAAAAGCAGAUAGAUGGAUAAAGGUACGUAUGACAGAUCCCUUUGGUCCUCGAGCUUACCACAAACUGGCGGUCAUCGGAACUGACAUCUACGUCAUCGGUGGCUUUGAUGGUCUUAACUACUUCAACGACUGCCUUCGGUUUAAUGUUGUCACUAAAGAAUGGUCAGAAGUGGCUCCGAUGCAAUGCAAAAGGUGUUACGUAAGUGUAGCUUGUUUGAAUAACGUUAUAUACGCGAUAGGAGGCUAUGAUGGACAUUAUAGGCAGAAUACAGUGGAGAGAUACGAUAUCAAGACAAAUCAAUGGACAUUUGUUGCCCCCAUGAAUGUUCAGCGGAGUGAUGCGGAUGCUACAACUUUGAACGAUCGUAUUUACGCUGUGGGUGGCUUCAGUGGCAAUGAAUGUUUGGCGUGCGGGGAAUAUUACGAUCCGAUUACUGACCAGUGGUCACUUUUAACUUCUAUGAGUCAGAGAAGAUCUGGAGUGUCUGUCAUAGCUCACCGCGGAUGCAUAUUUGCUCUGGGUGGAUUCAACGGUCUGUCAAGGCUUAAAGAUGGGGAAAAGUAUAAUCCCUUAACAGAUGAAUGGUAUAAUAUUGCGGAAAUGAGUUACCCAAGAAGCAACUUUGCCGUCCAAGUACUGGAUGGAAUGAUCUUUGUAAUUGGUGGAUUUGAUGGGGCGACAACGAUCGGCAAAGUAGAAUGUUAUGAUGAUCGUGAAAACGAGUGGUACGAAGCAACAUCUAUGAAUACUUCUCGGUCUGCCCUGGCCGCGAGUGUGUUGCCGAGGCUGCCUAAUGUCGACGAUUAUAUCUACAAGAAUAGGAGUGGUCUCUUGGAAGAGUUACGUCUGAAAGUGAGACAUCAAACAGAAGGAUCUAGAAAUCGAUACAAUGCUUUUAUGGAUUAUGGAGAACUCAGAUUAGGUUGA
Messenger RNA from Parasteatoda tepidariorum (common house spider), 1699 nucleotides. RefSeq names its product kelch-like protein 10. NCBI's taxonomy places the organism in Eukaryota, Metazoa, Arthropoda, Arachnida, Araneae, Theridiidae. The record is from RefSeq and is a predicted model, not a curated record. Gene Ontology annotation, molecular function: protein binding.